AUGGCGUUUCAUGCCUCAGGGAGUGAGUUCAACCUGAAAUAUAAUGAAGAGGAUGUAGAACACCCUAUGCUUUCAAGGCUGAAUAGUACAAGAGAAAGGGGAAGACUGAGUGUUGUAACACCAACAGAAAAUGAAGCUGAUAAGCAAACCCUGACAUUUAGGCACAUUACAAAAGCUCAGGAGAGGACCAGGAAACGACAGCAACCUGUGAAACUAGAGCCUUUGCCAGUGCUUAAAGUCUACCAAGAUCAUAAAAGACCAGAAUACAUAUAUGAAAGGAAUCGAUCUCAGUUAAUAGCUGCUGGAAUCAUAAAACCUCCAGACAGCACUGAAGUAAAACAGUCCACAAAAUUAACUGUUCAGUUUCCUGAGUACCAAGAUGCUGUGAAAAGAAUUAAACAGAUCCACAGGCCCUCUGUUGAUGUAUUCUCUCCCUCUCCGACUAAAUCAUCACACACCAGUAUUGGAAGAAGAGGUCUCUUCUCAACCAGUUCCUCAAUUUACCCUAAGUACACUUUCCAAGACCGGGAAGAAGUCAUCAAAGCCAAUGUUCGUGAUCCCUUAGAGAUCAUUAAAAUAGUACGUGAAAAUGAACAUCUUGGAUUUCUUUAUAUGAUCUCUGCUGUGCCAAAGUCUUCCAUUGAAUAUGAUACAUACAAUCUGAAAGUUGUAAGUUAUGAGAACAUCAAUAAAAGUGACUACUACACUAUUAGCAAGAAGGCAGUAACACAUAUUUGUAAAGAUGAUAUUGAAUUUAUUGAAAUGGAAAGAUGGGAACAGGAAUAUCUAUAUCACAGAGAACUCACUAAGAUUCCCAUAUUUUCACUUUUCCGAAAAUGGAAGGCUUUUAAUGUGUGGAAGAAGAAUGUCCGCUCCAAGAAAAUCAGUGGAUCUCGAAAAUCUUUACAAAAAAAUUUGUUCAUCGUUAAUCAACAUUUGCGACCAGCUCUCCUUAAAGUAAAUGAAAUGUGUUAUCAAUUGAGUUUUAUGGCACUUUGUAAUAUUGAAAAAGGUCAUACCUACACCUUGCAAGAAUUUAAGUUGGGCCAACUUGUGCGGCUAGCAGAGGUGACAGAGCGCUUAGAAGAAUUUCGAGAUGAGGCUAAAGAGGUGGUCAGGAAGGCUUGUCAAAUUGCUCUACGUGCUGAAGGAUUUGUUCCUGAUGACAGUCCAUAUGACCCAAAUGCAGAAUAUUAUAAAACAUCUGAGGGUUUUGAUUUGCCUGCUUAUGGAGAAUCUGAAAAAAUGACAUACACAGAGCAAGCCAGCAAAAGGCAUCACUGUAUGAGGCUGACAUGUUUUAUCCGUCUAAAUGACUAUCUAAUUGAGAACACAAUGCACGUCUUAACAGUGAAUUCUGUUAACUCUCUUUUGAAUUAUCUCACUGACAAACUAAAACGAACACCUUCAGCAAGUGUCAUUCAGAGAUGGAUUACUGAAGAGAAGACUGAAGUCAGUGAUAAAAAGGGAGCCUCUGUGUUGGAAAAGCAGGAAGAAGACGAGUCUCUCAUCCCCAUGUUUCUCACAGAACUGAUCUUGACGGUCCAGUCACUACUCUUUGAGCCUUCCUUUGAAGACUUUCUGGAUGGUAUUUCAGGUGCUAUCAACCAUUUUCAAAGCACUGUGUUAUCGAUUCCUAAUCUUGUGCCUGAUGCUUAUUUUGAUGCUUUCACCAGUCCUUACAUUAACAACAAACUUGAAGAAAAAACCUGUGGCUCUGGUCCAAGUUUAUCAGCGGUAUUUGAUGAUGAUAGGAAUUUUCACACAAUUAUUUUUAAAAUAAAGGAGACCAUAAGGGCAGCAUUUGAAUCUGCCCAAUUAUAUGCAGCUACAUUUGAAAAGUUUCAGAUAUUCUUCAAGGAAAAUGAAAGUCUUGAUUUGCAAGCUCUUAAACUUCAAGAACCUGAUGUUAAGUUUUUUAGUGAGCAACUGGAAAAAUAUCACAGACAGCACAAGGAUGCAGUUGCUCUAAGACCCACCAGAAAUGUGGGAUUACUGCUCAUUGACACUAAGCAGUUAAAGGAAAAACUCAUUCCGUCACCUUUGCGAUGCUUGGAGGUGCUAAAUAGUAUGCUUCCUUUUCAAAGCAAGAAAAAAGUAGAUGCCAUUAUCUCUGAGGCACAAGAUGCAGAGUACAAACUUGAGUUUGUUCCAACUACCACCAUAGAAUAUGUUAACAGUUUAGUAUUUCUCGAUGAAAUUCAAGAAAGGAUUGAAAGCCUUGAAGAUGAAGGGAACAUAGUGAUUCAGAUGUACAAACUCAUUGAACAGUAUCAGGUUCCCACACCUCCUGAAGACUUUGCUGUUUUUGCAACAAUGAAGCCCUCUAUUGUUGCUGUUCGGAAUGCUAUUGAUAAAGCCGUGGGUGACAGAGAAGCAUGUAUUAAACAAUUUUGUCUGCAUUUGGGUAGAGAUCUUGAAGAUUUAAGCAAUGAAGUGAAUGAAAUAAAGUUGCAAGCACAGGAUCCACAGAUUUUGGAUAUUAAUGCUGAUCCAGACAAAAUAAAGGUCAUAUUGAAAGAACUACAAGUAGUUUUAGAUGAUCUCCAAAAACGUGCAUUUCAAUAUAAAUCCUAUCAAAAGAAUUUUAAGGUGGAAGUGUCCAAGUUUGAUGCUUUGGAAGAAGUUAGUGCUGAAUUGAAGCUCAAACAAUUGCUCUGGGAUUCUUUAUAUGAAUGGGAUCAACUCCAUGAAGAAUGGUCAAAGUCCAAAUUUGACUGCCUGGAUCCAGAACUCCUCAACAGUCAAGUUUCUAAAUAUGCCAAAUUUGUGACUCAAUUGGAAAAAGGGUUGCCACCCAACAGUGUAGUACCCCAGCUAAAAAGCAAGGUGGAAAGCAUGAAAGAAAAGCUUCCAGUUAUCAUUGACUUGAGGAACCCAACUUUGAAGGCUAGACAUUGGGCAGCUAUUGAACAGACAGUUGAUGCUACAUUAGUGGACCUUGAAGUUCCAUUAACUUUGGAGAGACUUGUUGAGUUGCAUGUUUUCCACUUUGGCCAAGAAAUCCAAGACAUUUCUGGGCAAGCUUCUGGAGAAGCCGCCUUAGAAACAAUUCUUAAAAAGGUGGAGGAUUCUUGGAAAACAACCGAGUUUGUCGUUCUCCCUCAUCGUGAUUCCAAAGAUGUUUUUAUCCUAGGAGGCACAGAUGACAUACAGGUCCUUCUUGAUGACAGCACCAUCAACAUUGCCACCAUUGCCUCUUCACGUUAUGUUGGCCCACUGAAAAGUCGAGUGGAUGACUGGUAUAAACACCUUGCUUUAUUUAAUCAGACUCUGGAAGAGUGGCUGACAUGUCAGAGAAACUGGCUCUAUCUAGAAAGUAUUUUUAAUGCUCCAGAUAUUCAGAGACAAUUGCCUGCAGAGGCCAAAAUGUUCCUUCAAGUGGAUAAGUCAUGGAAAGAAAUCAUGAGGAAGGUGAACCGGCUGCCUAAUGCUUUACGAGCGGCAACUCAACCAGGACUCCUGGAGACUUUUCAAAAUAAUAAUGCACUCCUUGACCAAAUUCAGAAGUGUCUAGAGACAUAUUUAGAAUCAAAAAGAGUUAUCUUUCCAAGAUUUUACUUCCUAUCAAAUGAUGAACUUCUGGAGAUUUUGGCCCAGACAAGGAAUCCCCAAGCUGUGCAGCCACACUUAAGGAAAUGCUUUGACUCCAUUUCAAAGCUCGAAUUUGCUCUCAUGCCUCCUGCAGAAGGAAAAAUUCCUGGUGUUGAUGGAGAACCAGAAAAGGUUUUUACAAAUGAUAUUUUAGCGAUGCUGUCACCAGAGGGAGAAAGGGUUAGUUUGGGGAAAGGCCUUAAAGCCCGAGGCAAUGUGGAAGAAUGGCUUGGUAAGGUAGAAGAAGCCAUGUUCACCUCUCUGCGUCGCCUGUGCAAAGCUGCCAUCGCUGACUAUCAAGGGAAACCGAGGACAACGUGGGUGAUUUCUGGUCACCCUUCUCAAGUGAUCUUGACCAUUUCCCAAAUUAUGUGGUGCCGUGACUUGACAGAGUGUUUGGAAAGAGAUUCUGAUCAGUUGGAGGCCCUGGAAGAUUUUGAAAAAGUAAACUUUGAGAGAUUGAACGCCCUGGCUGCACUAGUUCGAGGCAGUCUUCCUAAAUUGCACAGAAAUAUCAUAACUGCCUUAAUUACUAUUGAUGUACAUGCAAGAGAUAUAGUCACCGAACUUGUUCAAGCCAAGGUAGAACAAGUCGAUUCCUUUGACUGGCAGAGACAGUUGCGCUACUACUGGGACAUAGACCUGGAUAAUUGUGUGGCCAGAAUGGCGCUUUCUCAGUACACCUAUGGCUAUGAAUAUUUGGGUGCAUGCCCUAGAUUAGUUAUCACUCCACUCACGGAUCGCUGCUACCUUUGCCUCAUGGGGGCUUUGCAGCUUGACCUGGGAGGUGCACCAGCCGGUCCUGCUGGCACUGGGAAGACAGAGACCACCAAAGACUUAGCAAAAGCUCUUGCCAUUCAGUGUGUGGUCUUUAAUUGUUCUGAUGGUUUGGACUACAAGAUGAUGGGGCGCUUCUUUAGUGGUCUGGCACAGUCUGGAGCCUGGUGCUGCUUUGAUGAAUUUAAUCGAAUUGACAUUGAAGUUUUAUCAGUCAUUGCACAACAGCUCAUCACCAUUCGGAAUGCCAAAGCUGCAAAGCUUUCUAGAUUCAUGUUUGAGGGGCGAGAAAUAAAAUUGGUUAUGACUUGUGCAGCCUUCAUCACAAUGAAUCCUGGAUAUGCAGGUAGAACCGAAUUGCCAGAUAAUUUGAAAGCCCUGUUUAGACCCUUUGCCAUGAUGGUUCCUAAUUAUGCCUUGAUUGCAGAGGUGAUUCUGUAUUCUGAAGGAUUUGAAUCGAGUAAGAUAUUAGCAAGAAAAAUGACUCAGAUGUAUAAACUUUGCAGUGAACAGCUCUCUCAACAGGAUCACUAUGACUUUGGCAUGAGAGCUGUGAAGUCUGUGCUGGUCAUGGCUGGGUCUUUAAAAAGAGAGAACCCAGAUCUAAAUGAAGAUGUGGUACUGAUAAGAGCCUUACGAGACUCCAAUUUGCCAAAAUUCCUAACCGAUGAUGCUGUUCUGUUCAGUGGAAUCAUCUCUGACCUUUUUCCUGGAGUACAUAUUCCAGAACAUGAUUAUGGUAUAUUACAGUCAACAAUUAUAAAUGUCAUGAAUGGACAAAAUCUUCAGCCUGAAAUGUGUAUGGUUAAAAAAGUGAUACAGUUCUAUGAAACUAUGCUUGUGAGGCAUGGCGUUAUGUUAGUGGGGCCGACAGGAGGCGGCAAGACCACAGUUUACCAAAUACUAGCAGAAACUUUAGGGAAUUUGAGAAAACUUGGAAUAGAUAACCCUUUUUACCAACCAGUUAAAACAUAUGUUCUUAAUCCUAAAUCAAUUACAAUGGGUGAAUUAUAUGGGGAAAUUAACAAUUUAACUUUGGAAUGGAAAGAUGGUUUGAUGGCAUUGAGUGUUCGAGCAGCAGUGAAUGACACCUCAGAAGACCAUAAAUGGAUCAUCAGUGAUGGGCCAGUGGAUGCUCUUUGGAUUGAAAAUAUGAAUACAGUGUUAGAUGAUAACAAGAUGCUUUGCCUGGCUAACAGUGAGAGGAUUAAACUCACACCUCAAAUCCACAUGCUUUUUGAGGUGCAAGAUCUAAAGGUUGCUUCCCCUGCAACAGUCAGUCGGUGUGGAAUGGUGUUUGUGGAUCCUGAAGAACUGAAAUGGAUGCCUUAUGUUAAAACCUGGAUGAACAGUAUUUCUAACAAACUGAAUGAGGAAACUCAAGAAUAUAUCUUGAACCUUUUCCAACGUUAUGUUGAAGAUGGUUUACAUUUUGUCAACAAAAAAUGCAGCCAAGCAAUCCCACAAGUGGACAUCAGCAAAGUUACUACCCUCUGUUGUUUAUUAAAGUCACUGUUACUUGAGAAAGAUGGAGCAAAUUUGACAAUGGAACAAACAAAACUGAACACUCUACUAUGUCAGACUUUUAUAUUCUGUUAUUUAUGGUCUUUGGGUGGAAAUCUAAAUGAAAUCCACUGGGAUGCUUUUGACACGUUUAUUAGAACACAAUUUGAUGAUAAUCCUGAUGCCAGGCUUCCCAGUUCUGGUGACCUGUGGAGCAUUCACAUGGACUUUGACACCAAACGACUGGAUCCCUGGGAACGAAUCAUACCCGCCUUCAAGUACAGCCAAAACGUUCCAUUUUUUGAAAUGCUCGUGCCCACAGUGGACACAGUGCGCUUUGGGUAUCUAAUGGAAAAACUACUGGCCGUCAGUCAUUCAGUGUUGUUUACUGGAACAACUGGAGUAGGCAAGACUGUUAUUGCCAAAGGACUGCUAAAUAAAAUUCAAGAAUCAGCUGGCUAUGUCCCUGUUUAUCUAAAUUUUUCUGCUCAAACUUCAUCUGCACGAACCCAAGAGAUCAUUGAGUCAAAACUGGAAAGAAAAAGAAAAAAUAUUCUAGGAGCCCCAGUUAACAAGCAAGUUGUGAUUUUUGUGGAUGAUUUAAAUAUGCCCAGACUGGAUAGCUAUGGCUCUCAGCCUCCUAUUGAAUUACUUCGACAAUAUCAAGAUUUUGGUGGAUUUUAUGACAGAAACAAACUGUUUUGGAAAGAGAUACAGGAUGUAACAAUUGUAUCAGCGUGUGCACCUCCAGGAGGUGGCCGAAACCCUGUGACCCCCCGCUUUAUCCGACACUUCAGCAUGCUGUGCCUCCCCACGCCCUCAGAGCACAGUCUGAAACAUAUUUUUCAGGCCAUCUUAAAUGGCUUCCUGAGUGACUUCCCACCAGCCAUAAAGAAUACUGUGUCAAACAUUGUAGAAGCUGCAGUUGAGAUUUACAACAGAAUGAGUAUCGAUCUUCUGCCAACACCUGCCAAGUCCCAUUAUGUCUUUAAUUUGAGGGACUUGUCCAAAUGUGUGCAAGGUAUCCUCCAGUGCAAUCCAGGAACAAUAAGAGAAGAAAUGCAGAUGUUCAGACUCUUUUGCCACGAAUGUCAAAGAGUCUUCCACGAUCGUUUGAUUAAUAAUGAAGAUAAGCAAUACUUCUACACUAUUUUGACAGAAAUGGCCAACAAACAUUUUGGAAUUGCAAUUGGGAUGGAAUAUUUUUUGACUAAGCCCAUCAUAUUUGGAGAUUUCAUUAAGUUUGGAUCAGAUAAGAGUGAUCAGACUUAUGAAGACUUGACUGAUAUGGGCAAAAUUGCAAAUGUUCUACAAGAUUACCUUGAUGACUAUAAUCUUACAAAUCCUAAAGAAGUAAAGUUGGUGUUCUUCCAGGAUGCUAUAGAGCAUGUGUCAAGGAUUGCCCGCAUGAUUCGUCAGGAAAGAGGCAAUGCUUUGCUUGUCGGAGUAGGAGGUACAGGAAAGCAAUCUCUUACAAGACUUGCAGCUCACAUAUGUGGCUACAAAUGUUUGCAGAUUGAACUGAGCCGAGGCUAUAAUUAUGACAGUUUUCAUGAAGACCUGAGGAAGUUGUACAAACUGGCUGGUAUAGAGGACAAGAGUAUGGUUUUCCUCUUCACGGACACCCAGAUUGUAGUGGAAGAAUUCCUAGAAGAUAUAAAUAACAUCCUGAACUCAGGCGAAGUGCCUAAUUUAUUUGAAAAGGAUGAACUGGAGCAGGUCUUAGCAGCAACCAGGCCAAGAGCAAAAGAAGCGGGAAUUUCCGAGGGGAAUAGAGAUGAGGUGUUUCAAUACUUUAUCAGUAGAGUUCGUCAGAAGCUGCACAUUGUUCUCUGCAUGAGCCCAGUUGGGGAGGCUUUUCGAUCCCGAUGCCGGAUGUUUCCAUCCCUGGUGAACUGCUGUACCAUUGAUUGGUUUGUUCAGUGGCCCAAAGAAGCACUUCUUUCUGUAUCAAAGACAUUUUUCUCAAAUGUUGACAUUGAAAAUGAAGAGCUGAAGGAAAAGCUUUCCCAGAUGUGUGUGAACGUGCACUUAAGUGUUUCCACCAUGGCAGAACGCUACUACACAGAGCUCCGGAGACGUUACUACACGACACCCACCUCCUACUUGGAACUCAUCAAUCUCUACCUAUACAUGCUGAGUGAAAAGAAGAAGCAGUUGGUUUCAGCACGUGACCGGGUGAAAAAUGGUCUCACCAAACUGUUAGAAACAAAUGAACUAGUAGAUAAAAUGAAAUUAGAUCUUUCAGCUUUAGAACCUGUGCUUUUAGAAAAAUCACAAGAUGUUGAAGCCCUGAUGGACAAAUUGGCAGUGGAUCAAGAAAAUGCUGAUCAGGUGCGUAACAUUGUGCAAGAAGAUGAAGCAACAGCAAAAGUGAAAGCUGAAGAAACCCAAGCAAUAGCUGAUGAUGCUCAGAGAGAUCUUGACGAAGCCCUGCCUGCACUCGAAGCUGCCAAUAAAGCACUGGACUCCUUAGAUAAAGCAGAUAUAUCUGAAAUCAGAGUUUUUACAAAGCCCCCAGAUUUGGUGAUGACUGUUAUGGAAGCAAUUUCCAUUCUCCUGAAUGCCAAACCUGACUGGCCAACAGCAAAGCAACUCCUUGGAGAUUCUAACUUUCUAAGAAGACUUUUAGAAUAUGAUAAGGAAAACAUAAAGCCUCAAAUAUUGGCAAAGCUUCAAAAAUAUAUCAAUAAUCCUGAUUUCGUCCCUGAAAAAGUAGAGAAAGUAUCCAAAGCAUGUAAAUCCAUGUGCAUGUGGGUAAGGGCGAUGGAUCUGUACUCUCGAGUAGUCAAAGAAGUCGAACCAAAGAGACAUAAGCUCCGCACCGCACAGGCUGAACUUGAUAUUACUUUGACUACUCUAAAAGAAAAGCAAACAUUAUUAAGAAAAGUAGAAGCUCAAAUACAGGCCUUACAAGAUGAAUAUGACAAAAGUGUGAAUGAGAAAGAAAGUCUGGCAAAGACGAUGGCCCUGACUAAAGCACGUCUGGUUCGUGCUGCAAAGCUGACAGCUUCAUUGGGAGAUGAGCAAGUUCGCUGGGAAGAAAGCAUUGAGAAGUCCCAGGAGGAGAUAUCGAAUAUCAUCGGGAAUGCGUUCAUAGCAGCUGCUUGCGUGGCCUAUUACGGGGCCUUCACAGCCCAGUACAGGCAGACACUUAUACAGUGUUGGAUCGAGAACUGUCAACAUCUGGAUAUCCCAAUCGAUCCUUAUUUCAGUCUCAUUAACAUUCUUGGUGAUCCCUAUGAAAUACGACAAUGGAACACUGAUGGACUGCCUCGUGAUGUAGUAUCAACAGAAAAUGGCAUUUUGGUUACUCAAGGGAGACGGUGGCCUUUGAUGAUUGAUCCCCAAGAUCAGGCAAAUCGUUGGAUACGGAACAAGGAAAGCAAAAGUGGUUUAAAGAUCAUUAAACUUACAGAUCAUAAUUUCUUACGCACACUUGAAAAUUCUAUCCGACUUGGUUUACCUGUCUUACUGGAAGAGCUUAAAGAAACCCUGGAUCCAGUUCUAGAGCCCAUUCUUUUAAAACAGAUUUUCCUUAGUGGUGGACGGAUGCUUAUCCACCUUGGAGACUCAGACAUUGAUUAUGAUAAAAACUUCAGGUUCUACAUGACAACCAAGCUGCCAAAUCCCCACUACUUACCUGAGGUGUGCAUUAAAGUUACCAUAAUCAAUUUCACUGUAACUAAAUCAGGUCUGGAGGAUCAGUUAUUAAGUGAUGUGGUACGACUUGAAAAACCUGAGUUGGAAAACCAAAGAAUCAAGCUUAUUGUGAAAAUCAAUGCUGAUAAAAACCAGCUGAAAGCUAUUGAAGAGAAAAUCCUGAAAUUGCUCUUUACAUCUGAAGGAAAUAUUCUGGACAAUGAAGAGCUUAUUGACACGCUGCAAGAGUCAAAGAUCACUUCUGGUGCCAUUAAAAUCAGGCUGAAGGAGGCAGAGUCCACUGAAAUGAUGAUCAACAUUGCUCGGGAGAAAUACCGCCCCAUAGCCACUCAAGGCUCGGUUAUGUACUUUGUCAUUGCAAGCCUCUCGGAAAUAGAUCCUAUGUAUCAGUAUUCAUUGAAAUAUUUUAAGCAGUUGUUCAAUACAACAAUUGAAACUGCUGAAAAGGCAGAGAAUCUGCAGGACCGCAUGGUCAUACUGCUGGAACAAACUCUCCUCACUGCUUAUGUUAAUGUUUCAAGAGGACUUUUUGAGCAACAUAAGCUCAUCUACAGCUUUAUGCUGUGUGUGGAGAUCAUGCGUCAGCAAGGAAAACUAACAGAAGCAGAGUGGAAUUUCUUUCUCCGUGGUUCAGCAGGAUUAGAAAAGGACCGCCCACCUAAGCCUGAUGUCCCCUGGUUGCUUCCCGCCACAUGGUUCACGUGCUGUGACUUAGAAGAAUCAUUUCCAGUUUUUGCAGGACUUACCCAUUAUAUGCUGUUACAUCCUAUUUCCAUACAACUAGGAUCUUUUGAGACUUAUAUUAACCCAUCUCAGUGGGAAUACUAUCCUAAAAAAGAGGAAGAAGAACACACAACACAGGAAAAGGAGAUCACAAAGCAUGAUUUUUGGCAACCCGAAUUAAGUUCUUUCCAAAAGCUAAUCCUUAUUAAAUGCUGUAAAGAAGAAAAGGUGGUUUUUGUUCUUACCGACUUUGUCAUUGAAAACCUUGGGAAAAGCUUUGUAGAGACACCACCUGUGGACCUGGCCACUCUGUAUCAAGACAUGUCAUACGCCACUCCCCUGGUAUUCAUCCUAAGCACAGGCUCGGAUCCCAUGGGUGCCUUUCAGAGGUUUGCCCGGGAGAGUGGGUAUUCAGAACGGGUACAGUCAAUUUCACUGGGGCAAGGACAAGGGCCCAUUGCUGAAAGAAUGAUCAAAGAGGCAAUGAAAUCAGGAAACUGGGUAUUUUUGCAAAACUGCCAUCUUGCUGUUUCUUGGAUGUUAGCAAUGGAGGAGCUCAUUAAAACCUUCACUGAUACAAAUGUUGUUAUCAAGGACACUUUUCGACUGUUUUUAAGUUCCAUGCCUAGUGAUACAUUUCCUGUUACAGUUCUUCAAAAUUCUGUCAAGGUAACCAACGAGCCUCCAAAAGGCUUACGUGCAAAUAUCAGACGAGCUUUUACUGAAAUGACACCUUCAUUUUUUGAAGAGAAUAUACUUGGAAAAAAGUGGAGACAAGUGAUAUUUGGCAUUUGUUUCUUCCAUGCAAUUAUUCAGGAAAGGAAGAAGUUUGGUCCGCUUGGUUGGAAUAUCUGCUAUGAAUUCAAUGACAGUGACAGGGAAUGUGCUUUAUUGAACCUCAACCUUUACUGCCAAGAAGGAAGAAUUCCCUGGGAUGCACUGGUUUACAUUACUGGUGAAAUUACAUAUGGUGGUAGAGUUACAGACACCUGGGAUCAAAGAUGCCUUCGUACUAUCUUGAAAAGAUUUUUUUCUCCUGCAACAUUAGAAGACAAUUAUAAAUAUUCUGAAUCAGGCAUCUAUUUUGCACCGUUGGCUGACAGCCUACAAGAGUUUAAGGACUACAUUGAAAAUCUGCCUUUGAUAGAUGACCCAGAAAUAUUUGGAAUGCAUGAAAAUGCCAAUCUAGUUUUCCAGCAUAAAGAGACCAACACCUUAAUCAACAUCAUACUUGAGGUUCAGCCAAGGUCAUCAUCUGGUGGAGAGGGGAAAAGCAAUGAUGAGAUCGUCCAAGAACUUGUUGCUUCUGUUCUGACCAGAGUUCCAGAAAAACUAGACAUGGAGACUGCUUCUGAGACCCUUUUCGUCAAGGAUCCUCAAGGACGCCUUAACUCGUUGACCACUGUCCUGGGACAAGAAGUGGACCGGUUCAACAGUCUGCUGCAUUUAAUCCAUAAUUCUCUAGGAAUGCUCAACAAAGCCAUUGCAGGACUUGUAGUGAUGUCUGAAGAAAUGGAAAAGGUGUAUCACAGUUUCCUCAACAACCAGGUUCCCUCCCUCUGGUCCAACGCAGCCUACCCAUCCUUGAAGCCACUAGCAUCAUGGGUCAAAGACCUUAUUCUGAGGACUGCAUUUGUGGACUUGUGGCUCAAAAGAGGACAGCCAAAGUCCUUCUGGAUCUCUGGUUUCUUCUUCCCUCAAGGAUUUCUAACAGGAACUCUUCAAAAUCAUGCUCGUAAAUACAAUUUGCCUAUUGAUGAGUUGAGUUUCAAGUAUAACAUGGUUGCUACCUACCGGGAUCAAGCUGCAGUUAUAGAAGCUGCCAAGACAAUACAGUUUGGACAAGAACUACCCAUGGACAAGGAGUUGCCCUCUCCUGAUGAUGGCGUUCUGGUUCAUGGGAUAUUCAUGGAUGCUUCUCGAUGGGAUGAUAAGGAGAUGGUGAUAGAAGACGCGCUGCCUGGACAGAUGAAUCCAAUGCUCCCUGUGGUGCAUUUUGAACCUCAACAAAACUACGAGCCACACCCAACACUUUACCACUCCCCGCUUUAUAAAACAGGCGCCAGGGCAGGCACACUGUCGACAACAGGUCACUCCACCAACUUUGUGGUGACCAUCCUCUUACCCUCCAAACACUCCAAAGACUAUUGGAUUGCCAAGGGAUCAGCUUUGCUCUGCCAGCUGAAUGAAUGAAAAGAUGCCACCUCAGUGCUGAAAAAGCAGCAGACCAGAGGGCUCUGAUGGUGAGGAAAAUCUGCAAAACUUAUGUGUGAGCAAACAGUUACUUUUGCUCUGACUUAAAGAGUAGUUAAGUGUAGCUUUUAUUUCUCUUAUAACCUAAAAUAAAAAUGUUUGAGUUUUUCUUUCUAUUGG
Messenger RNA from Condylura cristata (star-nosed mole), 12633 nucleotides. RefSeq names its product dynein, axonemal, heavy chain 6 (gene DNAH6). Gene Ontology annotation, molecular function: ATP binding; dynein light intermediate chain binding; dynein intermediate chain binding. The coding region runs from base 1 to 12453 and encodes 4150 amino acids. Lineage: Eukaryota; Metazoa; Chordata; Mammalia; Eulipotyphla; Talpidae. The transcript has 76 exons. Gene Ontology annotation, cellular component: dynein complex. The record is from RefSeq and is a predicted model, not a curated record. Gene Ontology annotation, biological process: microtubule-based movement.